UUGACAACCUUGGAUAUUGAAAAGAUGAAGUUUACAGAGUUUACCACGUUUACAGCUGUGUUCCUCUCCACAUUGAUACUAAAAGUUGAAACCAGUAAUUGCUCGAGAACUAUAAAAUGCCUGAAAGACCUUCCUUUCUAUAAAAUUCGUUUGAUUGGAGAGUGGUUGGUAAUCGAUUGUUCUGUUAAUACAAGUGACAACGUAACUCUUUGGCAUGGUAACAGCCAAAUGAAUACCGACAACAACAGAGUAACCAUGGUUUCGAGAAAUGUCUUCAACUUGACAAAUCUAACGCAAGCCAUGGCGAACGAGGAGUACACAUGUAGGGCUUGUGGGCGCAACGCUUGUGGUACCAAAUCUCUCAGAAUCUUCCUUCUAUCAGAACCAAAGGCUUACGCGGUUCCAGUAAUAAGGAAACACCCGGAUUAUUCCAUAUAUGAUAUUGGAGGCAGUGUUGAGUUGCAAUGUCAUGUUGAAGAAGCCUCCAACAAGUAUAGAUUUAAAUGGAGAAAAGUCGGGUCCAGCAGAAUAAUUAAAGAAGACAGGAAAUUGCGCCUAAAUUCAUUAUCCGAAAGUGACACGGGGACAUAUGAAUGUGAAUUAAGUCGUUUUGCUGUGCGUUAUAUAACCCAUAUGGCCGUGAAUAUAUCUGUGAAAGCCCCACAGGCUUCAGUAGUUCGCAUAGAUGAUGCGCGCACUGUCUUUCGUCAGAAAAAAGGAGAAACUUUCUCUCUAUCGUACGAAGUGUUAUCCUAUCCAGCUUCUGAUAUUUACUGGUGGAAAUCUGAAGAUGGGGAGAUGUGGGAAGUUAUAGCCCAAUGUUUGCCGUUAGGAAGUUGCGAAGUUUACGAGGCGAAUCAUAAUAUAACAAAGAAAAGUUUUAAGAUAAAGGAUCUUGAAUUUCCUCAGCACAAUCUCUUUUACAAAUGCAACGCAAGUAACGCAUAUGGAAAUGAUUCAAAAAUGUUUCAACUACAAGUCCACGUGGCACCCGUGAUAAUAAAUAUGCAGGAGAGAAUGAUAUUUACGAAAGGAAUGUUAAUAAAUUGUACCGUGAACGAAGUUAACCCACCCGAGAUUGACUACACCUGGUAUUCAUGCUACACCCGCAAUUGCGAUGACAAGGAUUGGAAAUUUGAAAGUAAAACAUCGUCCUUACGACUUGAUCGUCUGCUAAAACCUGAGAUGACGUAUCGAUGCACAGCACAAAAUGCUGCUGGAAAAGCAUCUAAGAAAGUGACCGUGUUCAACAUUGAAAAACUUCAAGUUACUUUGAGCAAGGUAUCAUCUGUCAUUCCAAUAGUUGUUCCUGUUGCCAUAGUAUCCUUGAUCAUUUUGAUCUUGGUUUGCAUAUAUUUAUACAAGAGAUACUAUCAUGAAAGUGGCACCGUAAAGACGUCAACUGCUCUUACGGAACAUGAAACGUUUAAACUCACGUAGCUUAAGAGAAAUGUGUUUCGUCAAAUAUGAAUUUAAAAAAGAGUUUUGGUUACAGUGGGGCUGCGCUAUGGUAUUAAUAGUCUACCAAAGCAGGCCAAGGAAGCAAAAUCUUUAGGUAUCUUUAAAAUAUGAUAAAAUAUUGUAACUAUACUGAGUCAGACAUCGAUUAUUCCUAUUUUUUAUCUUCUUUAAU
This is a messenger RNA of Dendronephthya gigantea, 1633 nucleotides long. RefSeq names its product hemicentin-1-like. The record is from RefSeq and is a predicted model, not a curated record. NCBI's taxonomy places the organism in Eukaryota, Metazoa, Cnidaria, Anthozoa, Malacalcyonacea, Nephtheidae. The transcript is spliced from 7 exons. The coding region runs from base 25 to 1440 and encodes 471 amino acids.